Molecule: messenger RNA, 639 nt
Organism: Fonsecaea erecta
Lineage: Eukaryota; Fungi; Ascomycota; Eurotiomycetes; Chaetothyriales; Herpotrichiellaceae
Exons: 3
Coding region: 1-639 (212 amino acids)
Biological process (GO): mRNA splicing, via spliceosome
Cellular component (GO): ASAP complex; nucleoplasm; cytoplasm
Molecular function (GO): RNA binding
Source: RefSeq, a predicted model, not a curated record
AUGCAGAGCUCCAAGAUUGUGGUGGAAAAACUCACCAGAAACGUGACCGAGGCCCAUCUGCGCGAGAUCUUUGGCUCAUAUGGUCGUAUCGAGUCGAUUGACCUUCCACUGAACAAACAAUUCAUGACAAAUCGCGGCACCGCCUACAUCCUGUAUGAUCACCCUUCCGGUUCAGAAUCUGCCAUUGCCCACAUGCAUGAAGCCCAAUUGGACGGUGUCGUCAUAUCCCCAGAUCUUCCCGGUUCGGUCCAUUGCCCUCCCGCUACGGACCACCACCAAGAGGACCCCUACCACCGAGAUAUCGAAGCCCACCCCCAAGAAGAGGUGGGUAUGGUGGAGGAAGGCGAGCAGCAGAGGACGACACGUACAUCCCCCGUGAUACUUACUCAAGAUCUCCUUCACCGCCCAGGCGGCGUCGGCGGUCCCCUUCAUAUUCCAGAUCGCCAUCUAGAACACCACCCCGAAGACGUGGCCAACCGGCUCGAAGUCCACCCCGGCGGAGAAGACGCAGUCCAAGUUACAGUUCCCGGAGCAGUUACAGUCACAGCAGAAGCAGAAGCAGAAGCAGAAGCAGGACUCGGUCCAGGAGCCGACCCAGGUACGGUGCAAGAAGAUGAGCUGGAUGAAUGUCGAUGGUGA